GUCUAGCACACGUGUAUAUCAGAGGCAAAGUUAUUUGUAUAUGGACAACGUUCUAGUGUGAGUUUGUAUAAGAGAAGUCAAGAGAUCAUUUGUACAUCCCGUACACGUGAAUGUUCUCCAACAAGGAAGGAAACUUUUUUGUGAAAUAUAAUUUUGUCUUCUUGGUUAUCAUCCACAAUGUACAGACGUUGGAUAUAUAUGUGCCUUAUAUUCUAUCUUACUUUGGAAACUUCUUAUUCACAGUGUUAUGACGACAAACCUUGUGAAUGUCACUGCAAUUGUUGUUCAACAUGCUUUGGACGUUACUGCUCCUCGUGCAGUAGACAAGGCUGGAGUGGCUUAACUGCCAAUCGAUGUCAGAGAAACAAUAUAGCUUAUAAUCAGAGAACCAACCAAAUUUCCACACGUUGGGACUCGCGCAAUGCAGUAGAUGAAGACAGCUUAACAUACUCUCGGACUAAAUAUGAGAAAAAUCCUUGGAUAAUAGUGAAUUUUGAUAAAAUCGAAAGAGUAAAAUACAUGAACAUAAUACUUUCGGCUGAUGUUGGACGAUACUUCGUAUACGUGAGAAAUUCGUCAAAUAAGAAUUCAAUUCUAGAUAGAGAAUCUUUGUGUGCUACAAUACAGAUUCAUAGAAUUGAGCGAUUGGAUUGGAACAUUACAUGUAACAAUGACAAAGUAAUUACCGGUGAUCAAGUACUUGCUUUGAAAGAAACAUCUGAUGGAAUUUUGACCGUUGUUGAUAUCAAAGUAUUCCAAUGCAGCACAGGUACAUACGGGUUCUUGUGUGACAAGAUGUGCGUAAAGUGUUUGGACAAUCAAUGUGACGGAUUUACGGGAGUUUGCAUAAAAGGCUGCAAGAGUGGUUGGUAUGGAGACAGGUGUGACGUAGAGUGUUCCUCUGAUUGUGAAAGUGGUUCCUGUGACAGAUAUAAAGGGUGUACAGAUUGUCGUGAUGGCUACAACGGGGUUGACUGUAAUAAAUGCACAUCAGGUACUUAUGGGAAAAACUGUAGUUUGAAAUGUGUGAAUUGUCAAGCAGGAUUUUGUAACAAUGUUAAUGGAUGUCAAAAAUGUUGGAGUGGUUUCUAUGGACCGAGUUGUAAUAAGCUCUGUCCAGAAGGUUGCAGGAAUGAUGAAUGUGAUAAGGAAUCUGGACUCUGUUCUGCGGGAUGUAAAGACGGAUACAAAGGCCCGGAUUGUCAACAACCUUGUGACAGUGGAUAUGCAACCUGUGAUACGAAUGAUCCAUGUAUUUCUUGUGUAGACGGAAGCUAUGGUCAACGAUGUGAACGUAUUUGUCCAGAAACGUGUGGCGGGAACAAGUCCUGCGAUAGAAUCAACGGUCAGUGUCAUGAGUGCAUUGCUGGAAAAUAUGGUGGAAAUUGUUCACAGUCCUGCAGUAAGAAUUGUUUCUCUGCUGGCAUCUGUAAAAGGAAUGGGGAAUGUCGAAGUGGCUGUAUCAAUGGAUGGAUAGGUCCAAAAUGCGAUAAAAAGUGUUUAGAAAACUGUUCACAAUGUACACUGUCUAUGUCUGAAAUAGUGUGUGAAAGAUGUGCCGAAGGACACUACCUAGACAGUGACAGGAAGUGUCAAAGCUGUCCAUCGAACUGUUUAUCGUGUGACAGUAAGUCGAGAUGUACCCGAUGCAAAGAAAGGUUUACUGGAAAUUUGUGUGGAAGUAAAUGUAACGUGAAUUGCAUUGAUGGUUUAUGUGAAAUUGAUGGUCACUGUUUAUUUGGAUGUAGUAACAGGAAGCAUGGCAUUGGAUGUAUCGAGGAUUGUAGGGAUAAUUGUGUGCAUUGCUAUAAUGGAAACAACUGUACACGAUGUUUACCAGGAUAUUACGGAGUAUAUUGCGCUGACAAUUGUUACAAAAACUGUUACAACUGUACUUCAUUUUUUAAUUGUGAAGCAUGUAAAGCUGGAUUUUAUGGAAGUGACUGUCAGAACGAUUGUUCUUCUGAAUGCCUGACCUGUGACUCGGCAGAUUCUUGUACUUCUUGUAGAGAAAGCUGGUCAGGUAGCUCUUGUCAGUGUAAUUCAAAAUGUGCUGACGAAUGUGGAAACAAUGGAAAAUGUUGGAAUGGAUGUAAAGGUUCUUUUUAUGGUGACUAUUGUGACACCCCCUGUCCAUCGGAUAGCUGUGAGAAAUGUGAUCAAACGUUUGGAAACUGUACAGAAUGCACGAAGGGGCGACACGGAAUCCAUUGUGAUAUGGAUUGUAGUGGGACAUGUCUGGAAUCAGCGUGUGAUAUCGCUGGUGGGUGUCUCCGGGGCUGUGUAGAGAGGUUUACUGGAGCAAACUGUGCUGAUCAAAUAAUACCAUCAAAGAGUACGUCAUCAACAACGUCUUAUGUCUACGUUGUCGCCGUCCUUGGAGGUCUGUUACUGGUAUUGACAAUUACACUGGUUACAUUCUUUGUGAAACGAAAAAGGGAGCGAGAAAGAACGAUUCGAAUGACCUAUCAAACUGUCCGAGUCGCCUGCCAGGAAGCUGACCAUGACUACGAACGUGUUACAGGGAACGAAUGUGUUAGCAGGGAACCUGAUUAUCAAACUAUCGAUUCCUGAAAUUGCGGGACUGUGUUAGCAAGGUCUUCAGUCGUUUUCGAACUGAGUCACAAAUAAAAUGAAAUAAAGAAAAAGCUACAUUUAACAUGUUUAAGAGAGUGUGUAGACUUUGGGCCCAUUACUAUAUAUCUACGUGAUCUGUUCAAAUUUUAAAAGAAUUAAUGAUCACGUUUUCGUGUAUGUUACAGGAUAACCUCUUUGGUCUCGUUGUUUGAAAUAUUGAAGCCUCGGGUAACGCUAAGAUUGCUCGACCUUAGAGGUUAUCCUGCAACAUUCGAAAACAAGAACCUUUAUUUCUGUUCUACUAAGGCUCAGAAAUAUACAGCGGAUCGUUUCCCUACAUGUAUAAAGCUUCGUAUUAGGUCACUGUGAUGUCAUGACAGUUUGCCAAAUGAACUGGGCCUACAUGUUUUUGCUGACGAAAAAGGUCAGGUGGUAGGGCUUUUCUAGAACUAUUUCAAAAAGACAUUUCAAGCAUUUAGUUUGAUGUUGACAGAUUGUAAUAAUUGAUUUGAAUACACAGUCCAAGGAAACUUGUUUGUGCAUUAAAAUGUUUACAUGUGUAUUGAUCUCGUAAUACAGACGAUUGAGUUUUAAUGAAUGACAAAUGUUCUUCAGUCAACAUAUAUUGAUUGAUAUUGAUUGAUUUUUAUUAUUAAAAAUUGAAUUAUCA
Messenger RNA from Ostrea edulis (European flat oyster), 3247 nucleotides. RefSeq names its product multiple epidermal growth factor-like domains protein 6. Lineage: Eukaryota; Metazoa; Mollusca; Bivalvia; Ostreida; Ostreidae. The transcript is spliced from 7 exons. The coding region runs from base 178 to 2574 and encodes 798 amino acids. The record is from RefSeq and is a predicted model, not a curated record. Gene Ontology annotation, molecular function: scavenger receptor activity.